This is a messenger RNA of Rhopilema esculentum, 10880 nucleotides long. The record is from RefSeq and is a predicted model, not a curated record. Lineage: Eukaryota; Metazoa; Cnidaria; Scyphozoa; Rhizostomeae; Rhizostomatidae.
GGGGGGGCAGGGGGGGGGGCAAUUUGCCCCAGGGCCUCGGUCUGAAAGGGGCCCCUAAAUUAUUCUGAAAAUUUUCUUAAAAUGUCUUCUUUUGAGAAACUGAAAAUGCAUUUAAAGAUAUAUUUAUUAAUAUCGAAAAUGAUCGCAGUAAUUUCAUUGAGUCUGUACACUGAGUCUUGUUUGAAUUUAAGGCCUAUCAGCUUUAUUUAUUGAGUCUGGGCCCCGAGAAAAGCUGAAUAAACCUUAGAUCACAUAUUUUACCGUUUCAUCUUUUAAGCUGAGUUUCCCUGAGUUUCACAAAAUCCUACUUAUUGGGGGAAGGGAGCCCUGAUAAAAAAUUAGGUAACCCAUAUAAUCUUGUUUUAAUCUAUGACCCGUUCAAGUGAGUUAUGUUUGCAUUUAGAAUCGUUGCAUAAAGCUUUAUUAUAUUUUUGGGGCCCCUUUCAGCAAACUAGCAUUAAUAAAGAACCGCUUACGUUCAACAAUGACUCAAGACAGACUAUCAAGCCUCGUGACUCUUUCGAUCGAGCACGAACUAGCAAGACAAAUUGAUUAGAACAAUAUCAUUGAUCAAUUGGAAACUGAAAAAGCAAACGUGCGCAAACGUUUGGAAAUAAUAGGCCUUUCCCAUUUUAUAAAGGGCAUGGUCUCGAAAAAAUUUUUUAUCCGACUCUAGGGCCCCAACCAGGACUUUGCCCCAGGGCCCAGGCCGCCUCUCGAUGGCCCUGGUUGUCAGUACUGAAGCCUUACGAAAUAAAGAUGGAAGUUGCUUGGAACUCUCUUAGCGUAAGGACAAAUAAGCCACUAUGUUGAAGAAAGAUACAGGAUGCAAUUGCAAGGGAGAUCUCCGUCAUAUUUCUCGAGGAGGCCAAUAAGAAGAAAACCCUUGAGCAGAAUGACAAAAAAUUUGGCAGCAGGUACAAGUUAAGCUAAUACAAUCAUAUGUCAAAAUUUCAAUGGGCUGCAAUAAGUGUGGUUUCAAAAAUUCUUGGUCAUAAAAUGCCCAGAUUUCUAUUCUUAGGCCUUAGGCAGUUUUGCAAGUGAUAUAUGGAAACUCCCUUACAAUGAUGACAUAUAAUUUUAAAUGAUACUUCCGGAAUAUCAAGUACUGCUACACCAUUUGUCAUAUUUGUGGAGUAGGGAAGGAAAUAAAAUCUUCCAGUACUGAACCCUUAUAUCUUUCAUAGGGCAAUAAGUCAAACAUCCUUGAAAGUAAUGACAGAUAAAAUUUGCAAAAGCUAGAACAGAAGAGGCUUUCAGUUUACAAGACAAGUUACAAGACAUUUGCUUUUAUAACAGAGAAAGAGUUUCAAUAUAGAAAUAUGUUCCCAUACUUAAGCCUUACAGCAACAACUUUACCACGCCCUAGCAAGAAAACUGCUGGAGACAUUUUUCAAAAAAUCAUCUUAGAUAAUUGCUUCAACAAAGUCAACAUUUCAACCAACUUCUGGAUCUAAAGUAAUUUUGAAAAGUUAUUAUUAUAUAUAGUAACGUUUAGGAAUAGUCCAUGGAGUAUGUUACAUACUCUGGUAACAAGAUAUACCUUGCUAUGUAUCUAGUUCACGUUAAAAACUUAUGGAAUGUGUGAAAUAUACCUUGCUAUGUAUCUAGUUCACGUUAAAAACUUAUGGAAUGUAUGAAUAACGUGUGAUGUUGCCGCAUCGUUUACUACCAAGUUUAGAUUAUGGCAACCACAAUGCACAAAAGAAACGGGAAAAUUAACAAUAUCUUUUAUCAAUUUUUGUACGCCACUAUGAAUUCCACUCAUCACACUCGCACCAUCAUAGCCCUGACCUCUUAUUUUUGAGAAAUCUAUGCCAAGAUUUUCCAAAAAUUUUUUAGCUGUAUUUGCUAUUCCAUAAGCAUUGGCGUUAUAUAUUUUCACAAAACCCAUAAAGCUUUCUACAAUUGUGCAUUCAUUGUGUUACCUUUGCCCACCUGAUAACAAUGCUUAAUUGGUCGACUGGUGGAAUCGUAAUAUCACUGGUGGAAUCCAAGAUUAUUCUCCAGAAUGGUGCGGAAUUAAGAUUUUCUACCAAAGUCGAGGAUACAGUAUUUGCAAGCAAGUGAAUUAGCUUAUUUUGGAUCUGAGCGCUAAGGUAUUUGUUGCUCUACCUGGAAGAGAUAUGACUACUGCUAGAAAUUCAGCCAUAAGAGAGACCAAUGCCAAGAAGUUCCCACCUUAACACACAUUAUCAUGAACCUGCUCUAUGUGUCCUCUGAAUGCCAACAUCAAAGUUGCCAUUGUCAGGAUCAUUUAAAUAAGCCUUUGAAGAACCUUGGCCCAAAACAACACUUGUCUCCCAAUCUCAUUUUCAUUCUCCUCACUGAAAUCUUUGCCAACUUUCCAUCUCAUGUAGGCAGCAGACACAGGCGCGCAACUAGAAAUUUUAGAGGGCAGGGGUCCAAGACACAAAAAGGGCACUAAUUAAAUUUCAUUAAAGGUCCACCGGGGCAUUUGUUUAGGUACGGCAAAAAUAUGAGCAGUUGGUAAAUCUGUAAAUAUUGUACGCCAGACAGGGGAAACUGAUCAAUAGAGAAAAGUUGUGGUGUACGGUUUAUAUUGUGGUGAGGUGUGAUUUAUUUUUUCCUUUUAAUUUUAACUAUGCACAUGACUUCUUUCUGUCUGCUGUACAGUGCCGCGGAGAAGUUUAGGAGGCCCGAGGGAGGGGGGAAAUGGAAAAAACAAUGCCUCUUGCGAGGAAAGCGAGCAAAAAUUUUGCCACCACACCCUUGCAAAUAGCUUAAAUUCACUAAUUCGUUUAAGAUGUUUUACUUUUUAUUUGUAAUUUUGUUACUUUUAAUAAAUUCCAUUUAAAAACGGAAUUCAUUGCUCUGUGAGGCUCCCUGGACCUCGAGGCCCUAGGGCAGUUUGCCCCUUUGUCCCCCUCUAGGCGACCCUGCCGUCAUCUCCUUUUCCCAGCGCCAGCUCACUUUUGAAUAGCAGCCUAUCAUCUUUGAUAUCCGAAGACAUUUUGCUCUUUGAAAUAUUAUUAUUGAAUUCUUUGCUUCGCACUACAGUGGGAGGAGGUUGAACAGUUCCACGAGCCUUGCCUUCAGCUGGUUUCUGUCUCCAAGUCUUGCUUUCAGCUGAUUUGUAAUACUGACAAGGAACAGAACAGCUGAACAUCAACUUUUUGUGCCAUCUUUACUGCUUGCUAAUACCAGUCCGAAAAUAUUUCUCUGCAUUCGCUCAUUUCAUGCAAAGGUCUUCUAUGACCCUGUCAACUAUGUGACAGGCUUGAAAAAUGUCUUGGUUUCUUUAUUGUAACUUCUUACCAGAGGUCGUAGAGGCUCUAUCCCAUUCAAAAUCUUGUGCCUUUAUUUUGGUUUUUGAGUCCCAGAACCAUUCUUCUUCAAAGCCAGUGCGUGGCGCAUCAUAAAACACGCUGUAGAUUUGGGGCUUGAAGAUAUACUCUAUUACUGCAACAUGAUGACGUUUGACCCAACAAGUAUGUGAAAAAUUGACUAAAUAAUUUAUCUGUAUUCCUGCGAGGUCCAUUACACAUCAGGAGUGUGUUAUUUACUGUAUGACCAACCAUUUUAGCGUAAUAAUCAAAAUAUUCAAGCAUUUUUCCAAGAAAAAAGGGCACUUUUCCCCUUUUGAGAAAAAGGGCAGGGGUCUGGACCCCCAGUACCCCCCCCCCUCUAGUUGCGCACCUGAGACACGUGUAAGUGCAUGUUUGAAUUUUCAUGCCUCUUUUUUUUAUCAAGCAUAUUGUGUAACGAUCCUUGAACUCCAUUUAUCCAUCUCUUUUGCAUAUCAUAAUUUGGCGUAGAGCGAUCAGCAAACAACCAGCAAACUUCACAGUACGGCAUUCUUAGUACCAUUAAAUAACGUAGCCAAUGCCUUGGCAAAGACAUGUUUUGAUGCCUUUUAUUGUAAUAGCUUGCACUGAAGUUGGUUGUAGCACUUCCAUUAAUAUCUACUGAUUCUAAAUGACCACAAGGUCUACAGGGUCUUGAAUAAUGUUCUUUUUCAACGCUGCGUUCUUUAUGUCUUCCUUGUAACGUCCCCGAUCCGUUGGGUUUUCUCUAGACAAAGCAAAUACUUCAGGCUCGUGCUCAUUAAGGCUACUCGUUUCUGUUUCUUCAUCUUGAUCUAAGUAAGUGAUCGGCUCUUCUUUAUCUUGGAAACACUCUUGCCUCUCAUUACAACUGAUCUCUUGCUUUUUCUCACUCUCGUUCGUUCUAGGUUCUAAUGAUGAUGAAAGGACAGAUGUCAUUGUAGUGUCCACAGUAUCAUGGUGAAAAUUUUUUUAAAAAAAAAAAUAUUAUGAAAUGAUACCUUAUUGAGAAUAAAGAUUCAAUAUACCUACUGCAACGUUCACUUGGUGAUAUAAAUUACAUAAGAGCAGAUACAUUAAUGGUUGAAAAGGAGCCGUUAAGAUGAUGUCAAGUAUUUCUGUUAUGACUAUGUUAUUAGAAAGUUAUUAUACAGCUUCGGAAAAUAUUGGUCAUUUCGGUGAUUAUGUUUCAGAAAUAAAGUAUUGAGACAACUUAUAGCGAAUAAACAAAACAAAACAGAAUGAAUGAAUCCAGUGUUGCGUUAGCAAGAACUGUUUAGUAAGAACUUUUGGGAUGGCUUUAGAAAACCUUGUCAACAUGGUCAAAAAUCAUACAAUACGAAAAAUUUGAUGGGGGGCCCUUUUUGGUCGGGGGCCCUUGGUUCUCGAACUAAGGUCACCUAAACUGCGUUACGCCACUGAGCUCGUUUCUAAACCAUAAGAAGAAUGAGCAAUGCUUCAUGAAAUUGUGAGAUGAUAUGUACGACAAUUGGGGCUUAAUUCUUUUAAGACAAGCAUUUGUUUGUUCAUUGAUCUUGAUUAAGGGCAACCUGAAAAGAUAUAACUUACCAAUCAUAUUUGCAUAAAUAUUUUCAAUUUUCAUUUCCUUUUUCUAAAUAGUUUAGUUAACAUAUUGUUUAAACCUUGUCUUGCUUUUUCUUUUGUCUGUUUCAUAGAAUCCUUUCCGUCUAAGUUGCAGCAAUGCUGGCCAAUAAAAGUACAAAGUCUUUGGAGAACUGUCUUGUGUAAUAUUCAAUGAUUCUCAUUCUACUAUGGUCUGAAAUGGCUUUACUGCUUUUUGCAUCAUUUUGAUCAAAACAGGUUUCAUCAUAUUGGAUGUUUUAUUAUUUUCAGAAGACAUAAACAAAUUGAAAAGAACUGGACACUUUUCUUUGAAUACCACGAGUUGCCCAAUGUCAAUUGGUUCUGUUGUAGUGAUGCAUGUUGUAUCAAAAAAUGGUUCAGCAGGUUAAGAAGGCUUUCAUUAGGAUGCAGUAAACCACAAACAGGACUGGGACUUGCCAAGGAGCUGAUAAGUUGGGACCAAAUACGCAGACACUUAUACAAAGAGGGUAUUAACCUUUCCUUGUUGGCGAGGAAGUCUCCAUAACUAUGGUCCUCAGUUACAGUGUCUCUUUGAAAAGAAACUAGAAGGUCAUGUAGCUCGGGCGAAUGUUCUUGCAGUAAGGUGAGAAGACUCUUGUGUUCAUGUAGAUCUAAAACCUUGUUCUCUUUCCAGAUUUUGAGGCAAAUCUCUUCAACAAACUACGCAACUCCUGGUAACUUAUAAAAAUGCGAUCCUUGAAAUGGCUGCAAACAAAUUAAUAUGUGUUAUAUUAACUGUUCACCAGUGGCAAAAAAAUCUUCAAUGCAAAGAUUUCACUUGAAAACGUGAGCAUCACCUAAUUGUGAUUGUAUGUAUAUGCUACAACCAUAUCAUGCGAGAGAAGAUCCCGAAAAAAUAGCAAACUUGUACACCUGUUUUGAACAUGGUAAAAAAAAUAAAUGCAGAGAAGCUAAAUAUUUUAAGAUUGUAUAUCUUAAAAGAAUAAAAUAGAUUGACUAAUUGGUUAUGGGCUGGUUUGCUGACAGAUUGACUGGUUUAUAAGUUUUAGCAAGGCAAAUCUCUUUGAAUUUUCUCAACUAUUUUGUAAUGUUGUUCGUAGCUAAAAUCCUUUCCCAAUUACCGAUUCCACAGGGUUUGAAUUAUUUCAUUUAGUAUUCGAAAAACAGAUGGUAAACUCUCACAACACUACUAUAAGUGGUAAUUAAAACAUAAGUAUCAAUCUAUGGUAUAUUCAUACCUUGUUUUCUUUAUAGGUUUGAUGCUUCAAUUAUUCACAUCCUCUGUUAAUAAGUGAGUCGCUUGCUUGCGGAAUGACAAGGUAGUGGCAUCAAAAACAGUCAUUGUUGGUUUACUUCUGCAUUUAGAACAGCUAAAUCUUUCCGAAAAUGAUCCAGGUAAAUCCAGGUAACUAUACCAUGCAGCUCAGAAUUUUUUAUAUGUUAAGAGGGAAAGCAACGGGGAAAGCCCACAGUCAAUCGCUACCUCUUUUGUCAUGGUGAAAAAUGUGUGCAUUGGCUCAUUUUGCUCACUAAGGUUGCAAAUGACAAAGAGGAAAUAGAACUACAAACCAAAUGCAUAUGCAUAGAAUAUGCAAAAAAUGUGAAUGGUCCUCAUAAACUUUAAAUACAUUUUCUCCACUCUUCAUUUACAAAAGGUUAACAAAACUAGUUAAAAAGUAGGAAUAAUUAUAAUUUUUGACAUACCUCCCAAAAAGAAAAUGGUACAUGUAGUUUCGUAGCAAUUUGUGGCUCACUAUGCAGCUUCCGAUGUUGAUCAACCGAACGUUGCAACCAUCAAAUCUGCUAUACCAGACAAAUGAGUAUGAAAAAAGCAAACAAAUGAGAGAAAUUCUGUUUGAAUGGUUAAACUAAGAGACACAUCAAGGGUAGCAGAGACACAUCAACCAUCGAUCAAGCCACUAUAAUUGUGAGAUAUGUCCACAAGGAAGAGAUGAAAGAAAGACUCUUAGCAGUGGGUGAAGUAAGUAGAUCAAAAGGAGAAGAGCUGUUCGAAUUACUAGAGUCGACCACUCAAGCACAUGGUCUACAAAUGAGAAACGUCAUUGGUGAGUCAUUUGACUGAGCAGCGAAUAUGCGGGGUGAACACAAAGGUGUCCAGAAAUUUGUCAAAGAUAUCUCCCCAAAUUCUGUCUUCAUUUGGUGUUAUGCAUAUACACUAAACCUAGCAGCAACAGCAUAGCGGCCAAAUCUUUGAUUGGCUGAGAGCUCUGUUCGCUACCAUGUUCUAAGCCAAUCAGCGCACAGGAUUCUCACAACAAAAUCGCUUCGGAGCUAGAAUUAAGCCCAUUUUCGCCAUUUCAUCGUGUUUUUACAACAUUGUCUACAAAAAACAUUGCACACCUCUACAGAGCGAAUUUCCCCCCUAUUUUUUGUCCAGUUCAUCAUCAUGCGUUGCUAUUUAACCUAUAUUGGCGCCACUGUUUGAUCGCAAAGAAUAAUAAAAAAACACCUUGCAAAUGAUCGCUAAAUUUCGUGUCAAGAUUCAGGUAAAUUACGUUUUAAAGUGCAAUUGAACUACUUUCGUGAGAAUUUUGACAAUGGGUGUUUUCUAAUGAGAAUGAUCAAAUAAAAGCUGCUGAAUCGAAUGGUGUAAUUAUUUCCUGCAUAUUGUUUCUAUAACAAUGUUAUUUUAAGCUCUAAAGUGUCGAGUUGCGUGACGCUUUGUGCGAAAAAAAAUGCGCGGCCAAAGAGGAAUUUGAGGAAAGUGUGACGUAAUGUGAUUUAUACAUAAGAACACACAGGCACUAACACAUAGUUAGUAUACGAGAAAAUCGCGAACAUGGAGGUAACCAAGAAGAAAUUUAGAGGCGGGAAAGGAAGAUAUUGUGUUGCUGGGGCACCAAACGAUACCAGCUGUAUGAAUAAUAAUUACACGCCAGGGGUAUCGAUGCACAUCUUCCCAAAGAACGAGCAGCACUGGUUGUUUAAAAAUGAUAUUCCUGAUGAUUGUAUAAUUAUUGUUUACCGUGGGGCUCCUGAAAGCAGGGAUUAAUUUCCAGUUAUAUAAAAAUUUCAGCUACCAAGCUCUGAUGAUGAUUACGGAGAUGCUACUGAAAAUAAAAGUUGCUUUGAAGAAUUUGAAGAUGAAAGUGGAGAUGAAGGUGUCAUGUACGAUGUUAUAGAAUAUAAGGCAAAUUUAGAUUCCAGUGGCAGUGAUGCUGAUAAUGAUGAAAAAGGAUCUUCUGAUCCAGAGUCCCCAGAAAAAGUUGGAAAGGCUCAUAGGAAGAGAACAAGAAAUGCAAUCAACAUUGAUGAGAAUGUCCCUAUCCAAGAUGAGCCCAAAUUCAUUGUAUUCCAGUCAAUGUUGGUUGCACUAUUCUCUUUGUUCUGUUUUAAAUGUGGCGAAAAGAAACCAGCUCUUGAAGACAUAAAGUACGAAACAAUGGUAAAGGUCAUUCAAGCCUGUAAGAAAUGCAAAGGGGCCUUCACAUGGAGCAGCCAGCCGUUAGUCCUAGGGCAGAUUCCCGCUGGUAAUAUUUUACUAAGCUUUGCCACCCUUGCUGCAGGUGCAUCCAUCAGCAAAGUUCUGCUUAUUUUGCGACACAUGGGUGUAUGCUGCUAUACUGCACGAACUCUUUUCAAGCAUCAGAAAAAGUUUUUGUUCCCAACCAUUCUGAGUUACUGGGACAAUUAUAGAGAAAACAUGUUAGCAGCCCUCAGACCAAUGAAGCAUCUUAUCUGGAGCGGAGAUGGCAGAUUUGAUUCCAUGGGUCACAAUGCAAAAUAUGGCAUAUAUUCCAUGUAUUGCUCGUCCAACUCCAAGAUUGUUCAUUUUGAACUUCUGCAGGCAAAUGAGGCAGGGACCAGCAAUGCCAUGGAGUUGCUUGGGGCCAAGAAGUGCUUCGAAAGGCUUCAAAAAGAAAACAUUGAUGUUUCAGUGUUUGUGUCAGACCGCCAUACUGGGAUAGCUAAAUGGAUAAAGGACCACCAGACAAGAACCCGGCACUUUUACGACAUUUGGCAUGUGGCAAGGUCCAUUUGUAGAAAGAUUGCUCAAGCUGCAAAAGAAAAAGGUUUAGGGAGAUUGCAGCAUUGGAUCAAGGGUAUCAGGAGGCAUUUGUACUGGUGUAUUUUAUCAACACGGCAAGGGUUUGGAGCGCUAAUAUAUGCCAAAUGGACAUCUAUUAUGAGACAUGUUGCAGACAAGCAUGAUGGCCAUGACAACCCCCUUUUCCCUAAAUGUAAGCAUCAGGAUUUGGAGCGAAGGAGGUGGAUUAAAAUAGGUAGAUCAGCAUAUGACAAGCUGGACUCAAUUUUAAUGAACAAAAGGUUUGUGAAUGAUAUCAAGAAACUUUCUCCCGAUUUGCAGACAAGUUGCUUGGAAGGCUAUCAUUCACUGCUCAACCACUGGCACCCAAAAAUGUUGUGCUUUUCAUUUGUGGGAUCGAAAUGCAGGACAAUACUUGCUGUUCUCCACUUCAAUGAGAAUAUUCAACGGGAAAGACGAACAACAAUAACAGGACAAAAAUCCCUGCAUGUGUCCUACCCAAAAUACAAACUUGGUGAUGAAGUUGUUCGCCAAGUAGCUGUCAACCCCACAUACGGCUAUGUCAGUGACCUCAGACAGUUGCUUUUUUCCAUGCCCAAAGACAGAAUGAGUUCUGUGAUGGAGAGAGAGGCAGAACUGAUUCCUGAUACACUUACAAGUCAGUUCCAGGACAGGGCAACAAGGCAAGAAGCCAUUAAUACAUGGGAUACAAGACAACGAGCAAUUACAACCUUAUUUCCUUCAGGUAAUCUCAAUAUUCCUUUCUUCCAAAUAAAGUUUCAAUUAAAGAAUGACCAUAUAUUAUGAAAUAAAGUAUAUUUGAUAUGAAUCUGAGCACUUCCAGAUAUAUCAAGUAUAUACUUGUAAUCCUAGGAAACUGUAUCAUUAUUCCAGGUAUUUUUCAAUCUCUGGGUAUUUUUAUGUUGCAUUUCAAUUAUUCAUUGCUUAAAACUAUUGCAAUCCACAAAAUAUGUCAUCAUUUCUUAUCACUUAAGAGGUUUAUGUUUGUGUUCAUAUACUAUGAUUUCCUGUUGCAAACGUUGGUGAUAACAACUUGGUCACAUUUUAGCUGAAGAGCAGGAUAUUCUGGCAGAACAGCAAACAAUGCAAGAUUCAACAAAAAAGUGUUAAAGCAACAAAAAAGAAAAGUCCUUCUGUCCGUCAUUGUAAAAAAAUGUGGACAGCCACCAAAAGGACAUACAUGUAACAAUCCACCUUCAAAAUAAAAUUAUUAGUUUAUUUUGUUUAAUUUUGUUCAGCUGCACAAUAGGGUGAGGCUCUCUUAUGUUUCGGCUUAGUCGCUAGAAUUUCCUAAAUGUGGAACAUAGGAGAGAUAAUGUACCUACACUUUACAUUUUAUACACAGGCUUACCUUAGAGCUCUUUUACACUGUACCAGUAAAAAUUUGGAUCCACAACAAAAGUACAAAGGUUAGCAUCCCAUUAACUGUUUUAUAAAUUCUUAAAAUUUUGGUUCCCUCUGUCUAUGAAAUAAUCUUGUUCUGUUCUGUUAUGAAAUAACCUUGACACCAAGCUCCUGAUGUUUGUCGUUGGAUCAACAGCAUUUCUCAGUUUUCGGGUUCCCUUUGUUGUGUGGACUUGUAACCUUUUUUGGCUCCUGUUGGGAAUUCUUCCCUGACAGAUUUAUAAAUACAAGCCGGAAGAGGUCUGGUGUUGUCAUACCCCAGAAAGCCAAACAUCCAACGAAUCAGCCAUCUAUACGCAACAGCUCUUAAAAAUCUACAAAAAAGAUGUAAAUCCAUUUACAAUGAGUUUCAAUGUAACUAUUAAUUAGAGUAUCAUUUCAAUGUGACAUUUCUUUUGUGCAAAUUCUAGACAAUCAAUAUUUGCAACUGUCUAAUUGAAGUUGACAUUACAAUUGACUAUUAUAAUAUUUAUACAUAUAAUCAUAACAAUAAUAAUAUGUGUUGGAGUACUAUAUCCUUGGAAAUUAUAACAAAAGUUCUACUCUUUGAAUGUGUUUUAAUUUUUUCAAUCUUCUAAGACCUUUUACUGAGC